Molecule: messenger RNA, 4116 nt
Organism: Schistosoma margrebowiei
Lineage: Eukaryota; Metazoa; Platyhelminthes; Trematoda; Strigeidida; Schistosomatidae
Source: the annotation of a GenBank genome assembly
GGUCAUGAUCGGUGUUUAUUUUGAUAUUCUUCGUUACUUCUUAUAAUUUAACAGAGUAGUUCUGUCUUACAGAUAUGUCGUCUGGGGACAACAAUUCACAACAUAAAGAGAGUUUAAUGCAUGAAAUCAAUGCAUUGUUUGCUCCACCAACAAAUGAAUCAUACGGUAAAAAAGGUUCACUCGGUAUUCCUUCUUUUCGUCGUGCAAGAAAAAAUAACGAAUCAACGACGAACAGUUCGGAAACAAAUAACUCCAGUUUAGAGCACUACCAACUACCAAAUACAUCAAAAAAUGAUCCAUUUUGGAGGAAACCUCGUGCUAAUUGUCAUGAAUAUUGUGAUAGUUGUGGUUGUAUUGAAGGCGAAAGACUUGUCUGCGAUCGAUGUCCGGCCAGCUUUCACCUUGAAUGUCUUGAUCCACCUUUAGAUCCGGAUGAAGCACCUGUUGGUGUCUGGUUUUGUCAUCGAUGUUCAAUGGUAUUGAAAGAUGAAGAAGAUAAAACUUCAACAUCAAGUAGUCAGACAACUAUAGCUACAGAUACAGGUUCUUCACGUUCUGGUAAAAGUGGACAAAAACGCCAAGAUCAUGCAUCAUCAUCAUCAGUUGGAACUACAACAGCAGCAGCAGCAGUUGGACCAUCAACUUCCACUUCUACAUCUUCCAUCAAUAGUAACAAUAAUAAUAGUCAUUCUCACCAACAAAAUCCAUUACAACAAUUUAUCCAAUCACAAACUAGCAAACGUCAUUAUACAUUCCGUUCGACAUUUAACGAACAAUAUUGUUUAGAUAUGAAUAAAUUAUCGAGCAGUCGUUCUAGUACUUGGGGUGACUCAGCGUAUGUUGCUGAUAUUGAAGAAUCUGAGCUAAGAGCAUUAUGGAAAGUAAUUGAAUAUGCGAAAUAUCAAAAUCCAAAAGAAUAUGAUUUACCGAAAGACUUAUUACCUGGUGUUAAGCUUCCUGGUUCAUAUAAAACACCAACAGAACGAAAAAAUAAAAGUAUCAUCGAAUUAGAGAAUGGUCUUAUCCCACAACCUGUAAGACGUUGUUAUGUAUGUGUUCGAACAUGUUUCUAUGCUCCUUUGUUACCAUGUGAUUAUUGUUCAUCAUGCUUUCAUUUAGAAUGUUUAAAUCCACCAUUAUCUCAUUUUCCACCACGUUCUGAUCGAUGGAUGUGUCCAAAUCAUACAGAACAUACAACUGAACGUUAUUUAACUCGUUCAAUACGAUUAACUGAACGUAUGCAAAUUUGGACUAAAUUAUAUUCAUCAUUAAAUAAUGAAAAUAAUCAUUAUGAACAUUCUAUUGAUAAAACUGAUGAAAUGACAAAAAUACUUGAACAUAUACCUCCAUAUGAAUUAACUUAUACACCGGAUGAAGAAAGUUCUAUACUUUCUGAUUUAAUGCGUACUAUUCAACGUAGUAGAAAUGAACAACAACAACAACAACAGUAUCAGUUAUUGUCAUCGAAUUUAUCCAAUACAGCAAUGUCAAGUAUUUUCGAUUCUAUACUAUAUACUACUAAUAAUACUACUACUAUUGAAGAUAAACAGCAUAUAUUGUCCAAUCGUCAUAUAUGGCGUUUAAAUCGUGAAUUAGCAGCAAAGUCUAGAAAUAAUCAAAAUUAUUAUGGUAAACAGAUAAGAAUUGUGGUACCAAAAGCAGUUAAACAUUUAUACAAUAAUCCAGUGAAACGUAUCCCACGUAUUAAUGAAUCAUCAAAUGUAUAUCAAUUAACAAAUUUACUUGAUAGUUCCAGUACAAAUGAAAAGAGUAUAUUUGUUCGUGGCCUUUUACAAUUUUAUUUACAAAAUACAUUACAAUUACCUACACAAUCGUCAAAUCUAAUCCAACCAGAUAGUAGUAGUAGUACAAUGAUUACUGAUACUAGUGAUACUAUUGUCACUACUAAUGUAACACAACUGUCAAUAUCAUCAUCGUCAUCAUUUGAAACAACUCCUAUCACUGUAACAACGACAACUAUUGACAGCCAAAUCAAUGAUAAUAAUACAUCUAGUUCCCUUGUAAUAGAUAACAAGACAACUGAUACAUUGAAUCUAACUACAGAUUCCAUUGAUAUGAACACUGGCAAUAAUUCAUCAAUAUUACCAUACAAUACAGAACAGAUAUCUAAAGAUCCUUCAUUUAUUCAAGAUGACAACGAACAUUUGUGUAACUCUUUCGAACAAUUGAAUACAGCAAUUAUGAAGAAAUUCAAUAAUAUUACUGAUAAUAAUAGUAUUCCUUCUAAAUUGGCUCGUUUAGACCCUCAAUUAUUGUAUACGUUAGCAGCACAACGUAUUUAUGAUCUGUUGGGUAUUAACAGUGAAAAUUCUAUUUUUCCUAAUGAAGACAAUAUUGAACAGAAUAGUUGUAAAAGAAAGAAAGACACUUCUAAAACAUUGAAUAUUCCUGAAAGUUGUAUCCGUGCAAGAGCUGUACUAACACCUUGUGAUGGGACUAAUGGAUAUGAAACUCGAAUGCAUUAUAGGCAAUUGACUGUUGGUACAUGUAAGUUUUGUUUUUAGUUUCAUAACUUAACUGUUUAUAAGUAACAAGUUUAUUUAUUACAAAAUGUAUUUUAAACGGCAGUUACAUCAAUUUUGAAUAUACUUCCUUACUUAUGCCCGUCAAUGACCCUCAUGGAGGAGCAUAGGCCACCCACCGGCACUCUCCAUCCAACUCUGUUCUGAGCAGUCCUAUCCAGUUGUUUACACUUGCUAUUCAUCUUUAUCAUAUCUGUUUCCGAUUCCUGACGCAGUGUGUUCUUCGACUCUCCUCUUUUCCGUUUCCCUUCAGGAUUGCAGGUUAGCGCUUACCGCGUAAUGCACUUUGAUGAUUUCCGUAAUAUUUUUCCUAUCCACUUCCAACGUCUUUUCCUAGUUUUCUCUUCAGCCGGAACUUGGUUUUUUCCCUCCCUCAGUAGGCUGUUUCUGAUGGUAUCCGGCUGAUAGAUAUUGAGUAUCUUGCUUAGACAACUAUUUAUAAAUACUUGUACCUUCCUGAUGAUGGUUGUAGUAGUUCUCAAAGCUUCAGUUCUGUACAGACGGACUGUGUUGACGUUCUUAUUAAAGAUUGUGACUUUGAUAUUGGUUGAGAGUUGUUUUGAGCUGCAUAUUUUCUUCAACUAUAGGAAUGCUGUCCUUGCUUUGCCAAUCCUUGCCUUUACGUCUGCGUCAGAAGUUUCUUGUUCAUCGAUGAUGCUUCUCAGAUAUGUGAAAGAUUCCAUCUUUUUCAGAGCCUCUCCAUAAAGUAUAAUUGUGUUGGUCUUCUCCGUGUUAUAUUUGAGGAUUCUUUGUGUAUGCUGAGACCCACUGAUGCAGAGCCUGCUGCUGCACUGUUUGUUUUGACUUAAAUUUGUUCGUAAUAUACUUCCUGGAGUAUAGUAAUCGGUUUUGAAAGUCAACCUUUGCAAGAUCCAGUUUUACCCUAUAUUGACCAGUCAAUAUCACUUAAGAUAAGUAACUGUUAAACUUAAAAGGUUAGAGGUGGGAAAGCGUAUUCUGCUCCAAGUUACUCAGCUUGAUAGCUUGAGAAUUUUUCGGCAAACUUUACGAGUCCAACUAACUUCUUGUGAGAAUGAGAUAUUUACAUUCAUUGAUGACUUAGCAACAGCAAGUAAUGUCAUAUUUGUUUAAUCCUUCAAACAUAUUAAGCUAUGUUAAUCAAGGUACAAAUAUCAUGAAAUGCAGAUGCUUAGUUUCCUUUUGAUUACUUCUAAACCAUCUAACACCAAAACAUAGUUCACACUAUGUUAAGUUAUUAAAACAAGUGGUGGCUACAUUGAAACUUGAUUGAUAGAGUUUACUCAACAAAUAAAUAAUCCAAGAAAACACAACAUGAAUCACCACUCAGUGAUUAAUCAGCACAACUAACUAUCUGAAAUUCGGGUUGGUGGAUAUGAAGGAUCCACCUAUGGAAGUUGGAAAACUUUGACUCCAAACCAGUGGUGCAUAUGGGCUUCAAUAUCCUGAGUAAAUAAAUGGUGUAUGAACCAAUUGUUGGUCACCAGUUUUCAUGAGACUGCAUCUAUUUAUUUAUUAUUUAUUUAUUUGAACACAUAAAUAUUGGUACAAGAGAGCGCCAAUAUAUAUGCGCCACACAAAACAAUGAAAAUUC